Polyodon spathula (Mississippi paddlefish) is the source of this 4625-nucleotide messenger RNA. Its product is annotated as unconventional myosin-If-like. Gene Ontology annotation, biological process: vesicle transport along actin filament; actin filament organization. Gene Ontology annotation, cellular component: myosin complex; cytoplasm; vesicle. Gene Ontology annotation, molecular function: actin filament binding; microfilament motor activity; ATP binding. Lineage: Eukaryota; Metazoa; Chordata; Actinopteri; Acipenseriformes; Polyodontidae. The coding region runs from base 161 to 3442 and encodes 1093 amino acids. The transcript has 28 exons. The record is from RefSeq and is a predicted model, not a curated record.
AGGACUAAGCAGGGCUGCACUCUGCUGAAGAGCUUUCAAAGAUCCCAGAGAGAUGUGUUAGAUUUAAAGGGAUAGGGGCUUGUCUUGGGAACAGGAUCAGGAUUGAAUUGGAGCUGCUUUACAGGGAGGAGGUGGGAGCUGGAAUAUAAAAGGCUGCAAGAUGGCCAAGUAUCACUGGCAGAGUCAGAACGUCAAGCAGAGUGGGGUGGACGACAUGGUCCUCCUGUCCAAAAUCACAGAGGACGCCAUCGUGGAGAAUCUCAAGAAACGCUAUAUGGACGACUACAUCUUUACAUACAUUGGCUCAGUGUUAAUAUCAGUGAAUCCAUUUAAACAGAUGCCCUACUUCACAGACAGAGAAAUCGAACUCUACCAGGGAGCUGCUCAGUAUGAGAACCCACCCCAUAUCUAUGCCUUGACAGACAACAUGUACAGGAACAUGAUUAUUGAUGCAGAGAACCAGUGCGUCAUUAUCAGUGGUGAGAGUGGAGCCGGCAAAACAGUGGCAGCGAAGUACAUCAUGGGCUACAUCUCCAAGGUGUCGGGGGGAGGAGACAAGGUGCAGCACGUCAAAGACAUCAUUCUGCAGUCAAACCCCCUUCUAGAAGCUUUCGGGAAUGCCAAGACUGUGCGGAACAACAACUCCAGCAGAUUCGGGAAAUAUUUUGAGAUCCAGUUCAGCCGUGGAGGCGAGCCGGACGGAGGGAAGAUCUCCAACUUCCUGCUGGAGAAAUCGAGAGUGGUGAGCCAGAACGAGAACGAGAGGAACUUCCAUAUCUACUACCAGCUGUUAGACGGGGCCCCCAAGGAUCAGCACGAGGCUCUGGGUAUUAUGACACCGGAUUACUAUUUCUAUCUGAACCAGUCAGGGACCUACAAGGUUGAUGGCACCAAUGACAGCAAAGACUUCCAGGAAACCAUGGAAGCCAUGAAAGUGAUUGGUAUCUCCCAGGCUGACCAGACUCAGGUGCUGCAGAUUGUGGCUGGAAUCCUUCACCUGGGAAACAUCUGCUUCAUUGAGGUGGGCAACUACGGGCAAGUGGAGAGCACAGACUUGCUGGCGUUCCCUGCCUACUUGCUGGGGAUCGAUCAGAACCGACUGAACGAGAAGCUGACCAGCAGGAAGAUGGACAGCAAGUGGGGCGGGAAGUCGGAGUCCAUCGACGUGACCCUGAACAGAGAGCAGGCCACUUACACCCGCGACGCCCUGGCCAAGGCCCUGUUCACACGGCUCUUCGACUACCUGGUGGAGGCAAUUAACAAGGCAAUCCAGAAACCACACGAGGAAUUCAGCAUUGGGGUUCUGGAUAUCUAUGGAUUUGAAAUAUUUAAAAGGAACGGGUUCGAACAGUUUUGUAUUAACUUUGUCAACGAGAAGCUGCAACAGAUAUUCAUUGAACUGACGCUAAAAGCUGAACAGGAAGAGUAUGUCCAGGAAGGUAUUAAGUGGUCUCCCAUUGAAUAUUUUAACAACAAGAUUGUCUGUGACCUCAUUGAAAAUAAAUUGAACCCCCCCGGGAUCAUGAGUGUCCUGGACGAUGUCUGUGCCACCAUGCAUGCCAAGGGAGAUGGAGCAGAUGGCACGCUGCUCCAGAAACUGCAGGGCGCCGUGGGUACCCACGAGCACUUCAACAGCUGGAACUCCGGCUUUAUCAUCCACCACUACGCAGGCAAGGUGUCCUACGACAUUAACGGGUUCUGUGAAAGAAACAGAGACGUCCUCUUCACCGACCUCAUCGAGCUCAUGCAGAGCAGUGAAUAUGCUUUCAUCAGGGGGCUUUUCCCUGAGAGCCUGAACACAGACAAGAAAAGCAGACCCACCACGGCCAGCAUGAAGAUUAAGAAACAAGCCAAUGACCUGGUGAACACCCUGAUGAAGUGCACGCCACACUACAUCCGCUGCAUCAAACCUAACGAGACCAAGCGCUCCAAGGACUGGGAGGAGAGCAGGGUGAUGCACCAGGUGGAGUACCUCGGUCUCAGGGAGAACAUCCGAGUGCGUAGAGCCGGCUUUGCCUACCGGAGAGUCUUCAACAAGUUCAUGCAGAGGUACGCUAUCCUGACAGCGGAGACCUGGCCGUGUUGGCGUGGGGACGAGCGGCAGGGGGUGCAGCACCUGCUCCGCGCGGUCAACAUGGACGCUGAUCAGUACCAGAUGGGACAAAGCAAGGUGUUCGUCAAGAACCCAGAGUCGCUGUUCCUCCUGGAGGAAAUGCGCGAGAGGAAGUUCGACACUUUCGCCCGGACCAUCCAGAAAGCGUGGAGGAAAUACAUCGCCAGGAGGAAGUAUGAGCAGAUGAGGGAGGAAGCCUCCGAUAUCCUGUUCAACUGGAAAGAGCGGAGGAGGAACAGCAUCAACAGGAAUUUUGUGGGAGAUUACCUGGGCAUGGAGGACAAGCCGGAGCUGAGACAGUUCCUGGCCAAGCGAGAGCGAGUCGACUUCGCAGACUCUGUCAACAAAUACGACCGGAGAUUCAAGUGUAUAAAGCGCGACCUCAUCCUGACCCCCAAAGGCAUUUACCUGAUUGGUCGAGAAAAGGUCAAGAAGGGUCCUGAAAAGGGACAGAUCAAAGAGGUUCUGAAGAGAAAGAUGGAGAUUAAGAGCAUCCAAAGUGUGUCUUUAAGCAUGCGGCAGGACGAUUUCUUUGUGAUUCACGAGGAGCAGUAUGACAGCCUGCUGGAAUCCAUGUUCAAGACGGAGUUCCUGAGCCUGCUGUGCAAGCGCUUCGAGGAGCAGACCAAGAGCAAACUGAACCUUAACUUCAGUGACAGGAUCGAGUUCAAGGUGAAGAAGGAGGGCUGGGGUGGAGGGGGGUCUCGUCUGGUCUUGUUUACCCGGGGCCAGGGCGAUGUGGCACAACAGAAACCAGGAGGCAAGACCCUGACUGUCAGCAUCGGGGACGGCCUGCCCAAAACCUCCAAACCCACGAAGAAAGGCCAGGGCCAGAGCAGAGCCCCUCCUCGGAGAUCUGCCCCUGGGCCCCCUAGAGGUAACUACAAGAACGGAGCGGCGCAGUUCUCCCGCAAUGACACCAGGAGGCAGGAGCAGCAGUACUCCAUGCCCCAGAUGCAAAGCCGCCCCCCUGUGGGGGUGUUGCCCAAGCAGGGCUCUACCUCCAAGGCCCGGCAUGCUAUCUCAGAGGCAGAGAACCUGGAGUUCCUCAACGUGCCCGACCAGGGUGUGGCAGGGAUGCAAAGGAAGAAGAGCAUCAGCCAGCACCGCCCCCCUCCGGCUGUGACGGGACGGCCCAAACCCCAGGCCUGCCCCCAGUGGCCCCGCUGUCGGGCCCUCUAUCAGUAUGUGGGACAGGACAUCGACGAGCUUAGCUUCAAUGUCAAUGAUGUCAUCGACAUUCUAAACGAGGACACCUCCGGUUGGUGGAGAGGAAAAUUUAAAGGCAAAGAAGGGCUUUUCCCAGGGAACUAUGUAGAGAAGAUAUGAAUUCUUCAGCUGAGAAGAAUCUGCAUUACGCCCAGGCCCAGGACAAAGGGGCUGCAGCUUUAAACACUUCCAAGUUGUCAACAUAUGUAUAUAAAUAUAUAUAAUCACACCUCCACAGCCACAUUGCUACACCAGACGUGCAGAAAAAACAUCUAAAUGUGUUCUGGGGCUAUGAUAUUAGUGCUGAAGUUCAGCACAGGCUUUGAAAGGUUGUUUUGCUGUGGGGGUGUGAUCUGUAUACAGUACUGUACAAUCGUGCAAAUAGACACAUGCACUUAUACUGGGGAGAUAAACACACUGGUUUGCAUGCAGUGAAGCCGAUUAGAAAUCCACCUACUUUAAUGUGGUAUUUUAUACAUUUUACUACCCAACUUGCCAUACUCUUACAAAGCAAUGCCUAAGCAUUUCAGCCCCCAUGCCUUGCAUUUGAACUCAUCUUCAGCCAUGGAGCACUUAUACUCAUGCAUGCGUUAUGUAUGAAACUGAAGACUGAAUUUCCAUGGGAAACAGUGUACACCUCAGUAGAAGCCCGUACCACUUUGCACGAUUAUACGGUACAGGUUGCUCAAGAAGGGAAUUAGAUGUUGUAUGUAAUAGGGAGAGGUGGAUCAUCUGUGAUCAUCCUGUAUGGAGUAUUGAUAGAUUAGCCUGUGCAAUGCUUGACAAAACACUGCUCCUUCUUGGGUCCAAUCGCCCCUGUAUUUAAUAUAUUUUAACCCUUUACUGCCCAGUAUCCAGUAUAUUUGACAUCGAGAUAAUACCAUUAAAUAGGUAUGGGAACAUACCCAGGGCAGUAAAGAGUUAAUAGAACAAAGAUGCCAGCUGCUAAGGGACAUUGCAUUACUGCAGUGCACCCCGAGCAACAUUCAGUGAAACAGAAUGAAAGCACUGUCAUCUGCAUGUGCAGUGCCAUGAAUUAUACCAAAGAACUUACAGUAUAUGCAAUAAGGUGCUGCUGAGCUCUUAUAGCCUAGAUUCUAGCUAUAUCUCUGUGCCCAAAAACUGUAAGAUACUUCAGCGUGAUUGUGGUUCACGGUCGUAAAGUAAUAAAUAAGUUUUAGAUCAAAAAUGUUGAAAAAAUGGAAAUUGUGUAGUUUUUUUUUUAUUAUUAUUAUUAUUAUUAUUAUAUUACAACUAACGUCUUUGUAAAUUAAUAAGAACUACUGCUUCCCCAAAACUUGAA